This is a messenger RNA of Symsagittifera roscoffensis, 768 nucleotides long. RefSeq lists its product as uncharacterized. Gene Ontology annotation, biological process: phospholipid biosynthetic process. Gene Ontology annotation, cellular component: membrane. Bases 5 to 616 code for a protein of 203 amino acids. NCBI's taxonomy places the organism in Eukaryota, Metazoa, Xenacoelomorpha, Acoela, Convolutidae. The transcript has a single exon. The record is from RefSeq and is a predicted model, not a curated record. Gene Ontology annotation, molecular function: phosphotransferase activity, for other substituted phosphate groups.
UGAAAUGGGACGCUCAAGAUUUAAUUACCAUAUACUUUUGUUUUGGCCCAAUAUAAUUGGAUACAUUCGACUAUUUUUGAUAACUUGUAUGAUAAUUUCAAUUUCGGCUCAUUUCAUUUGUGCGUGUCUCUUCUACCUGUUGUCUACUGUGCUGGACUUCUUUGAUGGAGCAGUAGCUCGAAGUUGGAAUCAAACGUCACGAUUCGGUGCGCAGAUUGAUGUUAUAAUUGAUAUCAUGGGUAGGGGUUUUCUCUGGGUUUACUUAUCACCUUACUUUUUCUUUAUCCCUUGCAUUGAGUGGAUAGUCUUUUCAGCCACUUCCAAGAAAGGAAAGUUUUGGAAAGAUCAGUUUUCUUCGGCUCCUAGCUGGGUUCAAAAUGUCAUGGCUAAUAAUUUUCGAACAUUCCUUGGAAUGAUCACAAUGACUGGAGUUGAUUUUCUACCAUUGUUCUUACUUACUCUUCAAACGGACAAGUUUGCUAUGAUCCCUUUAGUUUUACAGUUUCUAUUGUUUUCCGGUCUUUUGAUAGGUAGGCUUUUGUCAGCUGCAGUUGAAAUUUACAUUAUUAUCCAACAUUUUGAAGAGCUUUUGGAUGACAACUAUGCAGAUAACUGAAUUGACCGACAGUCGUUCUUUUUAAGCGUUAAAGUUACUCUGAAAUAACAAUUGUAAAUUUUUUAUCCUGUUGUAAAAAUUUGUUUGAAAUGUAUAUUUAUGUUUGUAUGCUGCUUUUGCUUUCUGUUGAUUUUGAGGCUGUCUGCAGUGUG